UCUCUCUCGAAGGUUCCACAGCGAUAAAAAACAAGAAAGAGCAGAGAGCAAAGCACUGCAUCAACCUUCAGGCCUACCACUCUCUUCCAAAAUGGGGAUUAGGGCACGCCCCAGUUUCUCUGCCGAAUCCGACGACGCCAACGACGACGCCAUUCCGGCGAUAAUCUCGAACCUAAAGACGGCGUUUUCGCCCGCCGACUACGCGCGGGCCGAGCGGGCCUUGCUCGCCAGAGAAUCAAACCUGAAGCGAGAAAUCGAGAAGCAGAAGAAGGAGAACGCGAAGCUUCUGGAAGCGGACCAUUUCCGGGAGCUGGAGAUGCUGAAGCUGAGAGAGGAGACGGUGGCGGGGUCGGGGUCGGGAGGGGUGAUAGUUGAGCAGCGGAGGAGGAUUAGGGAGCUGGAGAGGCAGAAUUUGAAGCUCGAGGGUUUGGUGAAGAGUGAAUAUGAGGGUUGGAAGGGUCUGGUUUCGAAGCUGGAGGCUGAUGCAAAGAAAUUGAGGAGGGAAAGGGGCGGCUUGGGUGUGAGGAGUGAUGGUGUGGGUGUGGUGGUCAAAUUGGAGAUGGAUGCAGAGGCCAAUGCCACCGGAGGCUUGGCGUCGAGUGUGGGGAGCUCGGUUCUUAGUGUGGGAAAUGGAGGUGUGAAAGAUUCAGGUAUUCGGAAAUUUUCAUCUGAAGAUGCUGGUUUGGAUGAUAGACAUAACGAGUGUGCUCCCAAGGAAACUGAGAUGUUGUGUGAGAAUUCUGAAGUUCACAAAGACGCUGAAUCUUUGGGAUUGACUGGUGUAGAAAGGAAGCUAAGGGUUCCUAAGAGAAAACUGGUGUCAUCUUUAAGUGGCAGUGAUGAUAAAAUGGCAAGUGGCAAAAUAAAGGAACAUAAGAAUUCAAACAGUGAGAUGAAGCAAUGCCAAAAGUUGAGCCUUGACCCUGAUUGUCCUCUUGACUUUUCUGGUAGCAAUGUCUUUAAAAACCAAAAUUCACCAAGUCAUGUGCAAGUGAACUCAAAGAAAUCUGAAGAGAAACUCAAGGCAGAAAAGAAAUCACAACUUUUUCAUAAUGCUCCUAUGGAAGUGAGUAGUGAUUCUGAUAAUGAUCCCAGUUCCAAUCUUAGUUCUAGUAGCUCAAGUUCCUCUGACUCUGAAGAUAUCGAUGUACUGCUAUCUCAAAUUGAUGAAAUUCUACCAAAACUCAACGCAAGAGAGGGUCCUCUUCUGUCUAGUGAGGAUAAAAAGAUGAUGUAGAUGUUGACAAAACUCGAAGAUCUGAUUGCAAGCUAACAGAAAUGCUGGGAGGAAGUUUUGGAGAUGAAGUCAAAGAAAAGGGUCAUGAGAAGUAGUGUCAAUGACUAACUGAGAUUUGGCUACUGUAAGUAGAUAGGUAGAUAUGUAGAUAUGUAGGUCCAUGAUGGUGGUUCCUUCUGUUUAUGUACGUAGGAAGAUUAGCAUUACCAUGGUAUGAAGCGUUUGCUGCUAUGUGGGAAUUAGCUGAUCUGAUCGUAUGGGUAUUACAUCUCUGGUCAUAUGGUCAUAUGGGUUUUCUACUACCUGCUCACCUAUUACCAUUUCUUAGUUAUUACUUCUGUAGCUCUUUUCUCUAUUCUCUCUGCUAGCUAUUCGUAGUUUUAAACAGGUAUAAUA
This is a messenger RNA of Argentina anserina (silverweed cinquefoil), 1633 nucleotides long. RefSeq lists its product as uncharacterized. NCBI's taxonomy places the organism in Eukaryota, Viridiplantae, Streptophyta, Magnoliopsida, Rosales, Rosaceae. Bases 92 to 1237 code for a protein of 381 amino acids. The transcript is spliced from 3 exons. The record is from RefSeq and is a predicted model, not a curated record.